Beauveria bassiana ARSEF 2860 is the source of this 1461-nucleotide messenger RNA. RefSeq names its product transposase-like protein. The record is from RefSeq and is a predicted model, not a curated record. Gene Ontology annotation, molecular function: protein dimerization activity. Lineage: Eukaryota; Fungi; Ascomycota; Sordariomycetes; Hypocreales; Cordycipitaceae. Bases 1 to 1461 code for a protein of 486 amino acids. The transcript is spliced from 2 exons.
AUGCUCCCCGAACAUCAUAGCACGGUCUGUUCAUGGAUCCGUCAGACAUUCGAUAGUCGACGACAAGUUAUCUUCAAUCUUGUUAAGAACUCGAAGAGCGCUGUCCAUUUAAGCUUUGAUCUAUGGACGGCUUCAAAUGCGUUCAAUUACUUGGGCAUCGUCGGGCAUUUUGUUGACGUGAAAGGCGAGAAACGUGAUGUGCUCCUUGGGCUACCACGUCUUGUCGGCCCACACUCUGGCGAGAACAUGGCGACAUAUGUCAAGGGCGUGAUCGAGCAAUACGAAUUAGGCUCCAAGCUUGGAUACUUCAUGCUCGAUAACGCGGAGAGUAACGAUACCUGCCUGGAGACGCUUGCUAAGUGGUUUCCAAUGGAUGUCAGGCGUCGGCGCUUGCGCUGCGUAGGGCACGUUAUCAACCUGAUCGUCCGGGCGGUUAUCUUCGGUUCCAAUGUUGCCGCCUUUGAGGCACAGCUCCGUGGGGCCACUGAUGAGUUCCGUUUUGAGCUUUGGGCUAGGAAGGGCGCUAUCGCACUUGAGAUUCGUAGCGCGAUCGAACUGUAUCAAUCCCGGUGGCAAAAGCCCCGGCACGACCCCAACCACCGCGAUCUAACCAACGAUUUUCUCAACGCCACGGACUGGGUUGAGCUCGAGCGCUUUUAUCAUUUCCUGAAGCCUUUUCACAUCCUAACCAAGACCAUGGAAGGUAACGCCAACAAACCGGGGGCAGAAGGAGGCCACGGCGCCGUGUGGGAGACGUUGAAGACGAUGGACUACCUGUUUAUCAAAUUCAAGCAGGCAGCAGAGGAAACACGGCUUGAAGAAGCCUCGCAUUUUAAGUCUGGAAUCGAUUGUGGGUGGGCUAAGCUUGAAGACUACUACGUCAAGACCGACAGGACGCCAGUGUAUCGAGCAGCACUUGCCCUCCAUCCAUCUUACGGAUACGACUACUUUGAACGUCACUGGAAGAAGGCUAUGGGUAAACCGCAAUGGUACAGCGACAUGCAGUCGGCUGUUGGUGGACUCUUCGACGAAUAUCGAUGGCAAGCGGAAGCUGAAACCCAGGCGCAGGCAGGGCUUUCGCAGGACGAUGAUGACGAAAUCGACGCUGAUGUGAACGAGUACAGCUCUUUUGGGAAGCGACCAAUCAGCUCACUGAACGCACAGCGGAUGAGGGCCAAGACAGUUAGUGAGCUCGACUUAUUCCAGACACGGCCAAUCUAUGCCGAAGAUCUUGAUGUCACGAGCCCUCUCGAAUGGUGGAGCCGGCAUCAAGCCGAGUACCCGGUCUUGUAUCGAAUGGCGGUGGAUCUAUUCUCGAUCCCCGGAAUGAGCGCCGAAUGUGAGAGGAUAUUUAGCCAGACUGAGAAGAUGAUCACGGAUGAACGGAAUAGACUAUCGCCUGAGACGGUUGAAGCUGAUCAGCUCCAAAAGCAAUGGCUAAUGAGAGGCCUAGUACUGUAG